Molecule: messenger RNA, 813 nt
Organism: Achroia grisella
Lineage: Eukaryota; Metazoa; Arthropoda; Insecta; Lepidoptera; Pyralidae
Gene: CCHa2
Product: neuropeptide CCHamide-2-like
Exons: 6
Coding region: 127-528 (133 amino acids)
Biological process (GO): neuropeptide signaling pathway
Molecular function (GO): neuropeptide hormone activity
Source: RefSeq, a predicted model, not a curated record
GGAACAUGUCCUCAGUAUAACCCAAUAAUCCCCGAAUAGUUAAUCAGACCAACGAAUCGUCCAGUAUACUCAUCAACUAAUUGGCGCUCAAAACCCACCGCGAAGACUAGUGUUGCAGGAUCAAAAAUGGCACAGAUUUACGUAAUUGUCACCGUAGCAGCUGUACUUGUCCUAUCACAGGGUGUCACCGCGAAACGAGGUUGCUCUGCAUUCGGUCACUCGUGUUUCGGUGGACAUGGCAAAAGAUCUGGAGAUACUUCUGGUAUGGAGCCGAGUUCUGAAAUGAUAGCCAGGCAUCAGCUAGGACAAGAGGAGACGGCCCCACAUCCCAUUUACCCAAACUCUGGUUACAGUGGGGUGCUGCCUCCUGGUGAUGACAUUAUCCCCGUCAGAGAUGGCGGUGUGUAUGACGACAGCGCCGCCCGAGACGUAAUGAAGUUUAAACUACGAAACAUCAUCAAACAUUGGAUGGACAACUACAGACGGUCACAGCAGAACGACGACGGUUACUUCAUGGAAAACUUGUAAUUGAACUAAGAAAUUUAAAUCCCCAGUCCGUUACCUAAUUAAUAAAUAAAACUAUCUGUCAUAUAACCCGAGGAUUUUGCUUUUUCACACAUUAAUAUUAUAUCAACUAAGUUUUGAAAUUUUUGUAAAAAUUAACUCAGUCACAGAAAAGUUUUUGUAAAAAUUGGGAUGAGUUACGAAAAGGUUUCAUCCCUGGAGGGUUCAAAUAUCCCGGAUUAAUAAUAAACAUAACUUAAUGAUGUUGAAAUAAGGAUUGAAUUGGAGUGCCAUAUGUGGAACUAGAGG